UAGGGUGGUUGCGCUAACGGUCACGGAUGAGGUUGGUGUUGGCAGAACGGCGGUGAGCGUCGGCUUGGGAGGCGAAAGACACAAACACUUCACUGCGGGGAGCGGCGCUUCGGAAAGAUCAAGAUGGAGGUGAGCUCGGCCCGGCGGCCGUACCGCGGGAUCCCAGCCUUGUCCGGUGGAGGCGAGGAUGUCCCGGUCCUCAUCCUCACUCACUUCGCCCGGACGCCGUAUAUCUGCUUCAACAGCGUGAGGACCGGCAGUUCCAAGACGGAGACCUUGGCCAUCGAGAAUCCCGAGAGCGUCCCGGUUUGGGUGACGAUCGACAAGUUUCCCACCUCUAAGGGGUUUACAGUCAGCGAACGGGAAUUCGUGGUUGAGCCAGCAGAAAAAUAUUACCUUUCCAUAACUUGGACACCGGUAGACAUUGGAGGCAUACGAGAAACUGUGACAUUCAAUGUUGGCUGUGUGAAAGUUCUUUGCAUCCUUCUGGGAAAAGCAGAGGAUGCACCCAAAAAAAAGCGAAGCCUGUGGGAAUCAAUAAAAAGAAAGCAGGCCUCGGAAGGUUCUGGUCUUUUGAAACCAAAAAGAAGUGCAUCGAUUGCCAGCAAAACGAUCAUCAUAUCACAAAAGGUGGAUAUUAUGAAAACAGUGGAACCUCGCAGCCCUCUUCAAUCAUGUGAAAAUCUGAGUCCAGUUGGGGAUAGAGUUCCUCCUCUUCAUCACCCUUCAGCAUUUCAUGGUCAUGAGAUACUGCAAUUAUCUCCUAUAUUACCACCAGGUCAAGUAAAGGAAGAAUUUGAAAAUUGUACACCGUCUUCGCUUAAACGUUCUACUACUUAUUCUGUCCUUCAUAGUAAUGGAAUAAUAAUGCAAAAUGAGACAAGGCUGGAUGAUGACAAAAAGCCUAAUGAAUUGUGCACAGUUGAGACUUUUGUGGAAUCUGGAGUGAACUUGGUAUGCCAACCAGGGAAAGAAUUUGCUGUCCAGACACCAUCAAAUUUGCCCUGUAUAUCUGCUCCUCCUACUCCUAUUAAUGGGCGUCGGAUCUUAAGCCCUGAUUCUUUCGUAAAUGACAGUUAUGUUCCUGAAGGAGACCCUGAAGUAAUUGCUGAGUCAGUGCUAUCGCCAGAUCAGUUUUUGAAGGAUGCGUUAGAAACUAUGAAUCAGUCUUUACCAGGUUUAAGUCAAGUACAGGCUGUUGAAACAACCUCAAACAAAAUUGCAUUGCAGUCGGGAAAUUCCUCAAAACAGAAGAAAAGUAAUGACAGGUUAGGCUUAGUGGGGACACAUGGAUCGUCCAGGCCAGAGAAUGGUUCUCCCCCUGUUAUAAAAAUGGAAGAACUGAGACCACUUAAGUCAAGGUUAACUUUUUUUGUGUCGUCAAAACCGUCUAAUGGUCCGCAGAGUACACAGCCAUCUAAACCACACUCACAUCACUCUGCCCAAACUAAAUUACUCCCUGUCUACACCACUACAACAACCAAAAGUAACUCUGUAAGACCUCCUGAAUUUGAGAGAAAGGUUAAGCUAUCAAGGAAGAAGGUUAUUGAAAUCAACACCAAUUCCAGUUCACAUUCUGUUGGUAUUGUACAGACUGAUGCUGAAAACAGAAAUCCAAGUCUCGCUAACCAACAAUCCUUUUCUGGCAGAAAAAGAAAAAGUUCUGAGUUCUUAUCAGAUGCACAUGAAAAGGAUAUUAUUACUAACAAAAGAAAGUCUGUACAGGUGGAAAAACUAAGUAGAAAAUCAAAUCAUAAAAAAUAUAAUUCAGUUGGAGGAAGACCACUCCAGAAGAGGAUAUCUGUUUCUCAUGUUCAGGCCUCUGUUACUGCUCAAGUAAAACCUGGAAAGCUUAUGCCUGGAGUUGCUCAGUCGCAAUUUGCUUUUAGGAAAUUAAUCAAGACAGUUAUUCCUAGGCAUCCAAACCCAUUUUCUACAGGAAACAUGUAUUAUGAUGAACAAUGGAAAGAAAAGCAGGAAAGGGGAUUCACGUGGUGGCUGAAUUUCAUUCUUACUCCUGAUGACUUUACAGUGAAUACAGAGACCUCAAGAGUAAAUACUGCUACGCUGUUUAUGGGUUCUGAAACGCAGCACCACAAAAUUAGUGUCCCUGCAGCACCAACCAAUGAAGAAAUGUCACUGAGAGCAUACACUGCAAAAUGUAGACUUAAUCGACUUCGCCGUGCAGCCUGCAGACUAUUUGCAUCUGAAGGGAUGGUUAAAGUUAUACAUAAGUUGGAAGCAGCCAUUGAAGCUAAACAUCUGGUUGUUCGGAAAGACCGAUAUCUCUGGAAAGACAUUGGAGAGCGACAGAAGAUCCUAAAGUGGCUUUUGUCAUAUAAUCCUCUAUGGUUGCGUAUAGGGCUGGAGUGUGUAUUUGGUGAACUGAUUCCAUUGGAAAGCAACAGCGAUGUGAUUGGCUUAGCUAGAUUUAUUUUAAAUCGCCUACUUUGGAAUUCUGAUAUAACUGCAGCAUUUCGACAUCCAACUGUGCCACAUUUAUAUCGUGACGAGCACCAGGAGGUUUUGGCACAAUUUACACUGAAGAAGUUUCUGCUUUUGGUUUGGUUUCUUGACUGCGCCAAACAGUCUAGGUUGAUAGACCAUGAUCCAUGCCUUUUCUGCAAAGAUGCAGAGUUUAAGACAAGCAAAGAUCUGUUGCUUGCCUUCUCGAGAGACUUUCUCAGUGGUGAAGGAGAUAUUUCUCGUCAUCUUGGUUACUUUGGGUUGACUGUUAACCAUUUACAGACACCUCUCCAUGAAUUUAAUUUUGCUGUCACCAAUAUAGCUGUCGAUCUUCGAUGUGGUAUUCGUUUGGUACGAGCAGUGGAGCUUCUCACACGAAACUGGAAACUGUCAAAGCAGCUAAGAGUCCCAGCGAUUAGCCGCCUUCAAAAACUGCAUAAUGUGGAUGUUGCAUUAAAUGCUCUUAAGAUGCGAGGAGUCGACCUGAGAGAUGAACACGGCAACGCAAUAGAUUCAAGAGAUAUUGUUGAUGGACAUAGAGAAAAAACCUUAUCAUUGUUGUGGGGAAUCAUCUUUGCAUUUCAGGUGGAGAUUUUGCUGAAUGAAGAACAGUUACAAGAAGAAAUUGAAUUCUUGCAAAAAACUCUGAGCACACGCCAUAAACUGGCAGCCUUGCGUUCUGUGCCUGCACAGUCCCACUCAUUAAAAGAUCAAAACCUCAAAGAUAUACCUGAAAAAUACAGCCCAAGAAUCAAGUUGCUAAUGAAUUGGAUUAAUGCUGUUUGUAGAUAUUAUGGUGUCAAAAUUGAGAACUUCACAGUAGCCUUUUCUGAUGGCAGGGUUUUAUGUUUUCUUGUCCAUCAUUAUCAUCCUGGUCUUCUUGCUGGAGAUGAAAUCUGUUCGCGAACGCUACAGACGGUAGAAUGUGCACGUCGUGGUACAGUGGCAAUUGAUACAUCAACCAGUGAUUCUGAUGAAAGCUCUAUUGAUGUCAUCCCCACAAACCUCAAUGAGUCUGAUUCUUCAUCAAGUAGACUCUAUGAAGAACUUUUAGAGAAUGAAAAGAAGAAUUUUAAUUUGGUGACGACUGCUGUUGCGAAACUUGGAGGUGUUCCAGCAAUGAUCCGACAAAUAGAUAUGUCAAAUACUAUCCCAGAUGAGAAGGUUGUCAUUGCGUAUGUUUCAUUUCUUUGUGCUCGUCUACUGGACCUUCGAAAUGAAACAAGAGCUGCCAGGAUCAUACAGGCUGCUUGGAGGAAGUACAAGUUAAAUCAUGAGCUUCAACUUUUACAGGAAAAAGUUCAAGCUGCCUGUGUCAUUCAAACAGCUGUGCGUAAGUUCCUCUGUCGACAGCACGUUAAGAAGGAAAUAAAUGCUGCUCUUGUUAUACAAAAGCAUUGGCGUGGUCAUGUGGCAAGGAAGAAAGCUCAAACAAUGAUGAUGACAAAGAUGCAAGCAGUGCAGAAUGAAGCAGCAACACUUCUUCAGGCUUAUUGGCGAAGAUAUGCUGCUAGAAGACAGUUUCAACGAACACAGCACUCCUGUAUUCUCAUACAAAGCCACAUAAGAAUGAAAAUUGCAGUCACCGCUUAUAAACGUACAAUAAGGGCUAUUAUUACACUUCAGAGGCAUUUCAGAGCACAUCAGUUAGCUUUAGCUGAGCGGAGGAAUUAUUUAAAACUCAAACAAUCAGCUGUUAUAAUACAGUUUGCAUUUAGAAGAUGGAAAGCUCGGAAACUCAAAGAGCAGGCCAAGGCUUUGGUAUUACUCCAGAAAUACAUAAGGGGUUUUCUCUGUCGAAAUAAAUACAAAAGAUUUCAACGAUCCAUAUUCAUGUUGCAAACUUACGCUAAAGGAUAUCUAGUAAGAAGUGAAAUCAGGAAGAGGAAGAAAGCUAUUCUUACGCUGCAGAAGCACAUAAAGGCAUAUGUGACAGGCAAGCGUGAAUACGUUUCUUAUCAGAAAUUGAAAUGGGCUGCAGUAGUAUUUCAAUCUGCUUAUCGCGGCAUACAAGCAAGAAAGCUUUUUUGCCAAACAAAGUCAGCUUUGGUAAUCCAAUCUGUUUUUAGAAUGUAUCGGCAGCGAAAGAAGUACAUUGCCAUUCGGAAAAUGGUCAUCACAAUGCAGACUUUAGUAAGAGUACGGUUAGCUCACAUUAGGCUCCAAAAAUAUCGUCAAGCUGCCAUUAACUUGCAGAGGCGGUUCAGAGCCAAACAACAGGGGUGGAAGGAGAGGCAGCAUUACCGAAAACUUAGACAGGCAGCUGUAAAGGUUCAGGUGGCUUUUCGGAGAUGGCAAGCUCAAAAAAAGAUCAGACAAAAUGAAGCUGCAGUUAAAGUACAGGCAUGGUAUCGAAUGUGUAGAGAAAAACAAAAGUAUUUACAUCAAAAAGAAAAUUGUAUAAGAAUACAGUCAUGGUACAGAUGCUGCAUUGCUCAACGUGCUUUCUGGACUAUCAAAAUUGCAGUGCUAGUCAUUCAAAAAUAUUACAGAGCUUACAAAGCAAGAAAAGCUCAAAAUGAGAAGCAUAUAUUGAUGCUCAAGGCAGCAAUAACAAUACAAGCUCAUUUUCAUGGUAUGAAGGCUCGAAGGUUUGCCAGAAAAUUGAAAGCGGCAUGUGUUAUUCAGUCAUAUUGGCAAAUGAGAAAUGAAAGAUUUAAGUUUAUACAAACCAGACAAUGUGCAAUUACAAUUCAGGCCCAUGUGAGAAAGUGGCAAGCUCGGCGAAGAUAUUGUUCAAUGAAAAUGGCCGCUUGUAUUAUACAAACUCAUUUCAGAGCAAUUGUAGCUCAAAAGAAAGUUCAGUCCGAGUACAACGCAUUAAGGUCUGCAACUAUUGUCUUACAAUCCGCGUACAGAGGGCUUCAAGCACGAAGACAGUUUUGGCUUUUAUGGUCAAUUGUAAAGAUACAAUCUACUUUCCGAGGAUAUGUGUCACGAAAAAAGUUCGUGAAAAUUAAAAAUGCUGCCAUUAAAAUUCAGGCCUCUGUGAAAAUGAUGCAAGUACAAAAAUAUUACAGAUCUCUUAAAAAGUCUACACUGUAUAUUCAGAGACAUUACCGGGCUAAAAGACUUGGUAUGGAGACGCGAAAAGAAUAUCUGAAGAAAAGGGAAGCUUGUGUCCGUCUUCAGUGUGCUGUUAGAUUGUACUUAAUGCAGCGACAAUUACAUUUGUGGAGGGAAUCUGCAGUUAAAAUUCAGUCCAUGUUCAGAAUGCACAGACAAAGGAAGCAGUAUCUUAAGAUUCGUUAUGCUGUUGUCAUAAUUCAAAGAAGAUUUCGUGCCUACAGUGAAGGGAUUUGUCAAAGACAGAAUUUCAUAAGAAUGAAAGAAGCCAUAAUAUGUUUACAGGCAGUAUACAAAGGUUACAGUGUGCGCAAAAUGAUUAACCUUCAACAUAAAGCAGCCUCUAAAAUCCAGGCAGCAUUCAGAGGGCAUGCAUCUAGGGUCAAGUACUUGGCAAUGCAAAAUGCAGCCGUUGCAAUUCAGAGAUGGUAUAGGAGUUCCAAAGUUGGGCAGCAGCAGCGAGUUGAGUACCUUAAUAUUAGGACAGCAGUGAUUAUUAUUCAAGCGGCAUUUCGUGGAAUGGCUACAAGGGAAAAUUUAAAAGUGCAAUAUAAGGCUUCAGUGACCAUUCAAACUGCUUUCCGGAAAUUUCGAGCCCAGCAUCAGUUUGCAAUGUUAAAGAAUGCCACUUUAACUGUUCAACGUCAUUUUAAGGCAAAGAUCAUGGGGAGAAAAGAACGUCAAAAAUACCUCAGAAUGUGCCAGUCAGCAAUAUUAAUUCAAGCAACAUAUAAGGGUAUGAUUGCAAGAAGAGAAUACAGUAGAAAAUGGCAAGCUUGUAUUACGAUACAGUCUUAUUUCAGAAUGCACAAAAUGCGUGCAAAUUUUCAGGCUAAGAGAUGUGCGGCUUUAGUAAUACAGAAUCGAUUCAGGGCACAUGUGCAAAGAAAAUGUCAAUGUCAAAAAUAUCAAAAGUUAAGGACUGCUGCCAUAUUGUUGCAAGCUUCAUUUCGUGGAAUGAAAAGCCGGAAAAGAAUGAAAGAAAUUCACAAAGCUGCUACAAUUAUCCAAGCUGCAGCUAGAUCUUUCUCAACGCGGAAGCAUUACACUACCCUGAGAGCUGCUUCAGUUUUACUGCAAAGGCAAUUCAGAGCUUCGGCACUGAGCAGAAAGCAGCGGGGACUCUAUUUAUCCAUCCGUGGUGCAACCUUAACUAUACAAGCUGCUUAUAGAGGUAUGAAGGUUAGGCAAGAGAUUCAGCGCAGGAACAAGGCAGCUACAAUAAUACAAUCUGCAUUUAGGAUGCACAGAGUGUGCCUUCCAUACCAGGCCUUGAGGCUGGCUACUAUCAUCAUACAAACCCAUUUUCGAGCUCACCUUCAAGCGAAAGCCUAUCGUGACAGUUAUUUGAAGCUUCGCAACAGUGUUCUGCUCAUUCAGGCUGCGUACCGAGGAAUGAUUGUUCGACGGCGUUUGAGGAGCAUGCAUAAAUAUGCAACGUUAAUACAGAGUUAUUAUCGAAUGCACAAGGAACAACAGUGUUACAAGAGACUUUGCUGGGCGACCAUAGCAGUACAGAGAAGAUUCCGAGCUUGCAAAAUUAGAGAUGCCUGUGUGAGAUGCUAUCGUGAUGUGAAGAGAGCAACUAUUCACAUUCAGGCUGGUUUCCGAGGUAUGAAAGCAAGGCAAGAAACCAGGCGAAUUUGUCAAGCUGCAGUAAUUAUCCAGAGGAGAUUUCAUGUCUACAAUGACAGAAAAAAGUAUCUAUCUCUUAAAGCUGCCGCUAUAGUAAUCCAGCAGAGGUACCGUGUACGCCUGCUUACUCGGAUUCAACAAAAUAAUUACUCCGCUAUUCGUAAUGCAACCAUAUCCAUACAAGCCGCUUAUAGGGGUAUGAAAGCACGUCGAGAGAUACAGUGCAGGCACAAUGCAGCUACAGUCAUACAGGCUACAUUUAGGAUGCACAGGCUAUGUCUUCCAUACAGGGCAUUGAAAGUGGCCGCUAUAAUCAUUCAAAUCUAUUAUCGAGCUCACCUUCAAAUGAAAACAGAUCGUGCCAAUUAUAUAAAGCUUCGCAACAGUGUUAUGCUCAUUCAGGCUACGUACCGAGGAAUGAUUGUUCGACAGCAUUUGAGGAGCGUGCAUAAAUCUGCAACGUUAAUACAGAGUUAUUAUCGAAUGCACAAGGAACGACAAUGUUACAAGACACUAUGCUGGGCGGCCAUAGCUGUCCAGAGAAGAUUCCGAGCUUGCAAAGUUAGAGAUGCCUGUGUGAAACACUAUUGUGAUGUGAAGAGAGCAACUGUUCAUAUUCAGGCUGGUUUCCGAGGUAUGAGAGCAAGGCAAGAAAUUAGGCGAAUUUGUCAAGCUGCAGUAAUUAUCCAGAGAAGAUUUCACGUCUAUAAUGACAGAAAAAAGUAUCUGUCUCUUAAAACUGCCACUAUUGUCAUCCAACAGCGGUACCGUGCACACCUGCUUACUCGGAUUCAACAAAAUAGUUACUCCGCUAUUCGCAAUGCAACUGUAUCCAUACAAGCCGCUUACAGGGGUAUGAAAGCACGUCGAGAGAUACAGUGCAAGCACAAGGCAGCCACAGUCAUACAGGCUACGUUUAGGAUGCACAGGGUUUGUCUUCCAUACAGGGCAUUGAAAGUGGCGGCCACAAUCAUUCAAAUGCAUUAUCGAGCUCACCUCCAAAUGAAAACAGAUCGUGCCAAUUAUAUAAAGCUUUGCAACAGUGUUAUGCUCAUUCAAGCUGCAUACCGAGGAAUGAUUGUUCGACAGCAUUUGAGGAGCAUGCAUAAAUCUGCAACAUUAAUACAGAGUUAUUAUCGAAUGCACAAGGAACAACAAUGUUACAAGAGACUCUGUUGGGCAGCCACCGCAGUGCAGCGAAGGUACCGAGCAUGCAAAGUCAGAGAUGUCUGUGUGAAACAAUAUAAUGAUGUGAAAAAAGCAACAAUUAAGUUUCAAGCAUUUUACCGUGGGAAAAAAGCCCGAGACUUGGCUAAAAAAGUUAAGGCAGUUCACCGAAUUACAUCAUUCUUGCAGAUGUGCAUUGCCAGAAAAUCCUUCUUGAUUCAAAAGUCAGCUGUGAUAGUACUACAAGCAGCAUUCCGUGGUCAUCGAGAAAAGGGACGCUAUAGAGCUAUGUGUCUCGCAGCCAUUUCAAUCCAAAACUGGUACAGAGCCUGCAAAAUGGGCCGUUCACAGCUUGUGCAAUAUCAGUCCAUGAGGCAGGCAGCUAUCACGAUUCAGACUGCAUACAGACAUAUGGUUGUCCACCAGUGUAUUAAACAGAAAAGUGCAACCGUUAAAAUUCAGUCAACAUUCCGUAUGAUUCGGUGUAGGAGAACUUUCCUCAGGAUUAAAUCAGCAGCCAUUGUAGUGCAGUCUCACUUCCGUGCUCGUGAAGCUCGAAAACUGUAUAAGAAAUAUAAAGUAGCGACUGCUAUAUUACAGCGAUAUUACAGAUCCUACCUCUUGAUGAAGCAACAUAGAUCAAGCUACUUGACACUCAGGCGGGUAGUAAUCAGCCUCCAAGCUAGAGUAAGAGGUAUUUUUGCCCAAAGACGAUAUAAAAUGAUACUUCAGAGCACCACAAAAAUUCAGGCCACUUAUCGUAGAAAAAUACAAAGGAAAAUAUUCCUUCUAAACAAGAAAGCUGCAUGUGUGAUACAGCAACACUUCAGAGCUUAUUGUCAAAGAAAGAUUGAACAAGAAAAAUACCUUCAAAUGAGGCAUGCUGCAAUCGUAAUUCAGAAUACAUUCCGUGGAUACAAAGCAAGGCAGCUAGCCAGACAAACAAGAGCUGCACAAAAAAUCCAGGCAUGGUUCAAGGCUCAAGUUGAACGUCGGCGGUAUAAGUCCAUACUUGACUCUGUUCUAUUCAUCCAACAGCAAUUGAGAACAAAACAAGAAAGAUCUAGGUUCUUAAAGAUCCGGGCUGCCUCAAUUGUUAUUCAGCAAAAAUGGAGACUAACUGUUGCAACAAGAAGAUUGCAGGAUGAAAACAUGAGAAAAACAAUGGCAGCAAUCAAAAUCCAGGCAUUUUGGAAAGGAUAUAGCACCAGAAAUCAGCUGAUAAAGAAACAUGAAGCCGCCUGUCAAAUUCAGUCUGCUUACAGAGGUUAUAAACAAAGAAAGAAGUUUCUUCAGCAAAGAAUGGCUGCAAUGACCAUACAAAGAAUUUACAGAACUUGGCAACUUGCAAAAUCUGAAAACAUGAAGUACAAAAAAAUCAGAGAGGCUGUAAUUUUCUUGCAAUCCAUAUGCCGUGGCUGGCUGGUUCGCAAAAAGCUUGUUGAACAAAAAUCGGCAGAAAAGAAGCUUCGUUUUGCUGCUGCUGUCUAUCACCACCUUUGUGCUUUUAAGAUUCAAAGAAUGUACAAAAGAUACAGGACUCUUAAAUGUGCAAGAGAUGAAAUCAAUUCUGUCAUCCUCAUUCAGAGAUGGUUCAGAACUUGUCUUCAACGCAGAAAAUAUCUUGAUGAUUAUCAUAAGAUUAUAGUAGUUCAGCUAACUGUGAAGAUCUGGCUCAUGCGACGUCACAAAGCUGCUGUUAUAAUUCAGAAAGUUGCAAGACGUUUUCUUCAGAAAAACCGGAAGCAAAGAUUUCACAGUGCAAUUAUCAAAAUACAGGCUUUGUGGAGAGGAUAUUGCUUGCGCAAGAAAACCAACAAUCUUCAAAUAAUUACUAUCAGACGCCACAUUGAACAGGCUAAUCAAAACAGCACUGAGGAGCAGAAAUUAUGCAACAGAACAGCUGUAGCACUAGAUUACAUUCUUAAAUACAAACAUUUCUCUCACAUUCUUGCAGCUUUGAAACAUUUAGAGGCUGCAACCAGAUUAUCUUCCACUUGCUGUGAAAAUCUUGCCCGAAGUGGAGCGACGCCUAUUAUUUUGACUUUGAUCAGGAGUUGUAACCGCAGUGUGCCUUCUAUGGAUGUCAUUAAGUAUGCAGUACAAGUUCUCCUCAAUCUUUCAAAGUAUCAUAAAACAUCUACUGUUGUGUAUGAAGUGGACAAUUCCAUUAAUACGUUACUCGACUUGCUGCAAACGUAUAGAGCAAAAGCUGGUGACAAGACAUCAAACAAGUGUAGCAGCAUUUUUACAAAGGUUUGCUGUUUACUGGCCCUUCUCUCAAAGGAUUCGAAGAGAGCAAUGGAGAUUCGAUUCUUGCCUAGAGCAGUGGAUCGCAUCCUUAGCAUUUAUGAGCUUACCGUGAGAAAGCACAAGAUGGAUAUAGACAGAAUAAAUAUUAAACUGCGGAUGUCUACCCCUUGCAAUGGCAUUUCAUAUAUUCCAGCUACUCCUAUUCGAACAAGUUUAGUUUCUAAACUAAAACCAGACUGGGUCUUAAGGAGAGAUAAUAUGAAAGAAAUCGUGGAUCCUUUAAAAGCCAUUCAGUUGGUUGUGGAUACCCUUGGAAUUUCUACUUUAAAUGUCAACAAUGGAAAAUAGUUUAAUUUUUCAAUAACUGUUCAUGUUCAUGUAAAUAUGUGUGCAGAAACAAAAUCUUAAAACUCGUCCAAAUUGUAUUCCUUGUAUAUUGUUUGUCAAUGUUGGCUAAGUUUGGUUCAGUUCCACAUACAUCUCUCCUAUCUGUGUCAUAUCAUGGUGAAAGAUUUUUUACUAUUUCUAAUCUGAAAAUAAAUGUCAUGAAGCUUGGUUUUAUUACAUUAAGGAAAAGAAAUAAAUUUUUAUGUAAUGAGUUACAAA
Molecule: messenger RNA, 11193 nt
Organism: Stegostoma tigrinum
Lineage: Eukaryota; Metazoa; Chordata; Chondrichthyes; Orectolobiformes; Stegostomatidae
Gene: aspm
Product: assembly factor for spindle microtubules
Exons: 29
Coding region: 124-10935 (3603 amino acids)
Biological process (GO): spindle organization; mitotic cell cycle; establishment of meiotic spindle localization
Cellular component (GO): spindle pole
Molecular function (GO): protein binding
Source: RefSeq, a predicted model, not a curated record